AUGAAAAGGCAAGAGAAACUCAAGGAGGAGAAAAUAGCAGAUACCAAGGAGGAUUGCACAGUCGUAAAGAAGGACGAUGCAGAAAUGAAACGCAAAAGCAGAGAGAAGGUUAAGAAUGCGUGGGGGCCAGAGAAGGAAGUGACAGAGAAGGAAGUGUCAGAGAAGGAAGUGACAGAAAAGGAAGUGACAGAGAAGGAAGGGUCAGAGAAGGAAGUGACAGAGACUGAAGAGUCAGAUAAGGAAGAGUCAGAGACGGAUGAGUCAGAUAAGGCACAGUCAGAGACAAACAAGGAGAAGAAACGUGGUUUCUGGAGACAGUUCUGGCAGAAAGUAAAACCAAAAAAGAAGGCAACAAAAGAGGAAAAAAAAAAGAGCCAGACUGGCUGA
Molecule: messenger RNA, 387 nt
Organism: Hypomesus transpacificus
Lineage: Eukaryota; Metazoa; Chordata; Actinopteri; Osmeriformes; Osmeridae
Product: histone-lysine N-methyltransferase, H3 lysine-79 specific-like
Exons: 2
Coding region: 1-387 (128 amino acids)
Source: RefSeq, a predicted model, not a curated record